AAGGUCGAGUAGUAGCACUGCUGUGCUGCUCCUUGACCUGUAAUGCGUUACCUCAGCCAUGGAGUAUCACCACAUGUUUAAAACGUGGUUCCGUUGCUAAAAUGCAAUUAAAAUGAGGGCGUGUCAAGUAGUUAGUACAGUGUGUAGGGUAGCUGUGUCAAUGAGGUUUAUUCUAAGUGUUUGCUAACAGACUUUAGCAUUACCAUACUGACUGAUUCGCUAGCUGACAGGAGUUAAUUACCAGUUACCAUGAGUUCCGCUCCAAAUCACGGUACCGUGAACGUCACGGAGACAGAGUCCAGCAAGCCCGUGUCUGCUGUUUCUUUAGCCGGACAUGUCAAGCAGGUCUUGGGCCAUGUGAAGAUAGAAAACCUGGUCGCAGGACUCAGUGGAGGUGUGGUGUCAACAAUGGUGCUUCACCCUCUGGACCUGGUCAAAAUCAGGUUUGCAGUGAGUGAUGGCUUGGAUUUGAGACCUAAGUACAGUGGCAUAAUGCACUGUAUGAAGAGUGUGUGGCAGCAGGAGGGACUACGAGGACUCUACCAAGGAGUGACACCCAAUAUUUGGGGUGCUGGAGCAUCUUGGGGUCUCUACUUCUUUUUCUACAAUGCAAUCAAAGGGUACACGAAGGAGGGCCGUCAAACGGAGCUGACUGCAACAGAACACCUGGUGUCUGCUGCCGAAGCAGGCAUCAUAACCCUCACCAUAACCAACCCGAUCUGGGUGACCAAGACCCGGCUGGUGCUGCAGUACAACGCUGACCCCAGCAGUAAACAGUACAAGGGGAUGGUAGAUGCUCUGAUCAAGAUCUACCGCUAUGAGGGAGUGGCAGGACUCUACAAGGGUUAUGUUCCUGGUCUGUUCGGAACAUCUCACGGAGCGCUGCAGUUCAUGGCCUACGAAGAGCUGAAGAGAGACUACAACAAAUACAGGAAAGCGCCUUCAGAUGCGAAGCUGAGCGCAUGGGAGUACAUCACAAUGGCAGCUUUAUCCAAAAUAUUUGCUGUGGCCACAACAUACCCGUAUCAGGUGGUGCGAGCCCGCCUGCAAGACCAGCACAACACAUACAAUGGAGUUAUUGAUGUCGUCAGACGGACAUGGAGGAACGAAGGCGCCAUCGGUUUCUACAAAGGCAUCAUCCCCAACGUGAUCCGUGUCACUCCUGCCUGCUGCAUCACCUUUGUGGUUUACGAGAAUGUUUCUCGCUACCUUCUGGGAAAAAGCUAAUAAGGCUCACAAUCAUGGCAUGGACAGCUUUAAAGACUCACACUGACUUUGGUGCCAUUCAUAAAAACAGAGAGGAACAAAUACGUCUGAAGGUGAUCUCACUGAAUAUGAAAAUAUUGUUUAACGGAUUCAACAUUGGAUUAUCAGAUGCAUGACAAGCUUUCACUUCUGGGCAAAUGAAGUAAGGAUUUUUUUACGAGAAGAGUUUGAUAAAUAUUUCAACAUGGUUAUGUUUACAUUUGGCAGAAGGAAAGGAUGACAUGUAAACAAGCUGAUGUGAAGUCUUCUCAGUGUUCCAGUUGCAUGUGUGUGUAAUAUUAGUUAUGUUGCUUUUAAAUUAUAUAUUUUUGUUCACACAGCAGCAGAUCAUUUUUGUUCCAAAAACACCAAUUCAAUCAUCCCAUAAUUCAUUUGUUUUCUGGCAAAACAUUGUAACUGCAUUUCUUUCUAACAUUUUACUAUAACAUCAAGAAUGCUUUAUCUGCAUUGUCAUGUAUAUGAAUACAGUAUAUAUAGUAAUUUCUUACUAUAUUGAAUAAAAGCAGAG
Messenger RNA from Notothenia coriiceps (black rockcod), 1774 nucleotides. RefSeq names its product solute carrier family 25 member 32b (gene slc25a32b). The transcript has 7 exons. Gene Ontology annotation, biological process: transmembrane transport; nucleotide transport. The record is from RefSeq and is a predicted model, not a curated record. Lineage: Eukaryota; Metazoa; Chordata; Actinopteri; Perciformes; Nototheniidae. Bases 250 to 1227 code for a protein of 325 amino acids.